Messenger RNA from Helianthus annuus (common sunflower), 495 nucleotides. RefSeq lists its product as uncharacterized. The transcript has a single exon. The record is from RefSeq and is a predicted model, not a curated record. The coding region runs from base 1 to 495 and encodes 164 amino acids. Lineage: Eukaryota; Viridiplantae; Streptophyta; Magnoliopsida; Asterales; Asteraceae.
AUGAAAGAAUACGGGUAUUACCAAAGUAACGCUAAUCAUACCCUGUUCCUCAAAAGAAGAAACGGCCUCGCAACUUGCCUGAUCAUAUAUGUAGAUGACAUGAUUAUUAUCGGAAAUGAUGUGGAAGAGAUAACACGGCUGGAAAAGAAUUUGUUUUCAAAGUUUGAAAUGAAAGACCUUGGGAAUCUCAAGUAUUUCCUCGGAAUAGAAGUUCUCAGGUCUAAACGGACGAUUUUCAUCUACCAAAAGAAGUAUGUCCUUGAUCUUCUGGUUGAAACUGGUUUGAUUGAUUGUAAACCAGCAGAUACGCCAAUGGUGGUGAACCACAAUCUUCACAUGGAACUUAAUGGCGAGCUUGCAGACAAAGAUAGGUAUCAACGGCUCAUGGGCAAGUUAAUUUAUCUCUCCCACACUCGCCCUGAUAUACCUUAUGCUGUUGGAGUGGUAUAUCAGUUUAUGCACCAACUGCAAGUUGCUCACAUUGAAGCUGCUUAG